CCGUUUUUAAAACGGGCAAUAUGAAUUUGGAGGAGUACUUUGAAAGAAUUGGCUUCUAUGGCCCAUACGAUAAACCGGAUCUUCCAACGCUCAAAUUGAUCCACAGACAUCACAUCAUGUCUGUUCCUUUUGAAAACCUCAGCAUUCACUGUGGGGAGUCUAUCAUCAUGGAUCUUGAGGUAGCUUUCAACAAGAUAGUGAGGAGCCGCCGUGGAGGUUGGUGCGUUGAGUGCAACUACUUGUUCGGCUGGGUGCUGAGGAAACUUGGGUAUGAUACUACAACUUUGAGCUCCAGAGUGUUUAACAGUACAAUCAAUGAUUUCAGCACCACUGAGUGCCACCUCAUAAACAAAGUUGUCAUAGAUGGAAAGGCAUACAUCACUGAUGUGAGCUAUGGGGUGUCUUUCCAAAUGUGGCAGCCUCUGGAGCUCAUCUCUGGAAAGGACCAACCUCAGGCAGCAGGUGUCUUCCGUUUUAUUAACAAAGGGGACGUCUGGGUGCUCGAGAAAACUGGCAGACCACCCAAGUUACUCAACCCAGAGUUUGCCAUGUCAAGUCUGGUGGACAGGAAGCUAACAAAGACGAUGCACUGCUUCACCUUGGAGCCCAGAGAGCCAAAUGACUUCUCUGAAGUAAACCAUGCACUUCAGAUGGACCCCACCUCACUUUUCACCAAUAAAUCCAUCUGCAUUUUGCAGACGCAUACCGGAUUCAGAGCCCUUUUUGGCUGGACAUACAGCGAGGUCACCUACAACCCAGAGGAAGGCGUCGAUACCUUUGACAUGAGGAACAUACCAGAUGAUGAAGUACAACAAAUUCUGAGGAAGAAGUUCAACAUCAAUUUGGAAAAGAAAUUACAGCCUAUUAACAAUCAAUCAUUUUAUUGUCUCUGA
Thalassophryne amazonica is the source of this 893-nucleotide messenger RNA. RefSeq names its product arylamine N-acetyltransferase, pineal gland isozyme NAT-10-like. NCBI's taxonomy places the organism in Eukaryota, Metazoa, Chordata, Actinopteri, Batrachoidiformes, Batrachoididae. The record is from RefSeq and is a predicted model, not a curated record. Gene Ontology annotation, molecular function: acetyltransferase activity. Bases 21 to 893 code for a protein of 290 amino acids. The transcript has a single exon.